Molecule: messenger RNA, 1161 nt
Organism: Penicillium oxalicum
Lineage: Eukaryota; Fungi; Ascomycota; Eurotiomycetes; Eurotiales; Aspergillaceae
Product: NADP-dependent oxidoreductase
Exons: 4
Coding region: 1-1161 (386 amino acids)
Cellular component (GO): mitochondrion
Molecular function (GO): oxidoreductase activity
Source: RefSeq, a predicted model, not a curated record
AUGCUGUCUGUUCACAUAUCGGAUUAUGGCACCCCCGAAAAGUACGACGUGGGUGAACUUGCUGAACCGACGGUGGAAAGUCCACAGGAUGUGGUGAUCAAAGUCCAUGCGGCCAGUAUUAAUCCUAUCGAUGUGAAAAAGGCAUCGGGCGCUUCGAAGAUCGUGCUCAAGGAUAGCUUCCCUUAUAAAAUCGGCUAUGACUGCGCUGGAACAGUAGUCCAAGUUGGAUCUCAAGUCUCUCGAGUAAAAGUCGGCGACGAAGUCUAUACUCGACUUCCUGAAUGUCACCGAGGCGCGUGGAGUGAGCUGGCCAAGACCACAGAAGAUUUUGUCGCCUUGAAACCACUCUCGUUAUCCAUGGAAGAUGCCGCGUCUAUUCCGCUGGCUGCCAUGACUGCUCUGCAGGCUCUGCGCAGGUACUCAGGGGACCUGGCAGGGAAAACCGUGUUUGUCCCAGCUGGAUGUAUGGCUUCCCAUGACCACCCCCCUUACUCUUCCACUUCUCCCAAGUAUCAUGGUCAAAAGGCUAAUCAUCUUGAAUGGGCUAUAGUAAGUGGGACGGGUCUCUUUGCUUGUCAACUAGCCAAGAAGAUAUUCAACGCCGGCAAAGUGAUCACAACCGUAUCAACGGCCAAAGUGGCUCGGGUCAACGAGUUUCUCGGUGAAGGUGUCGUGGACGAAAUCAUCGAUUACACAAAAUCUGAUCCCAAAUCGGUCAUCGCCCCGCAGUCCGUCGACUUUCUCUUUGACACCAUGGGUGAUUCCAUGAAUUAUCUCUCUUUAAUGCGUCCCACAGGAGCCAUCGUCACCAUUUCCAUUCUGACCUCGGGAGACGUUCUCCAAAAUUCGGGUCUGAUGCGGCGCUCCCCCGACAAAAACGACAGGGCGACGGUCCCGUUCCCCGUCCGGGUUACGCUCAACAUGUUGGAUCGGAUACGGACCUUCCGUGCGUCACGCUACGGGGUUGAGUAUUCGGCUAUCUUUCUUGAACCGAAUGCGCAGGAUUUGGAUUCUCUGCAGGAGUGGAUUGAUGCUGGAAAACUAAGGACGGUGGUGGGGACUACGGUGUCGGUCAAGGAUGUGGAAGCGGUACGGCAGGCAUGUCAGGUGGUGUAUGAUUCCAAGGGAGGGAUUGGCAAAUCUGUCAUUGUGUUUGCAUAG